Messenger RNA from Dermacentor andersoni, 1171 nucleotides. The record is from RefSeq and is a predicted model, not a curated record. Lineage: Eukaryota; Metazoa; Arthropoda; Arachnida; Ixodida; Ixodidae.
CGCAGCACCACGCUAUUGGCUUACGAGCCUGCGGGACGCCGUGAUGUCACUCCUAGCAACGGCGCCAAGCGAUAACUCUCGUUCCCGGUGCUCUCCUGUUGACUAGACCUGACUAGACUACACCGUGUUCCAGACGUCGCAGGCUUGGUUCUUCGCCUUUUAACACGUGCUGACUAGUGUUCGGUCUGCUUUUCUCCAGAGAGCUGCGUUUUUGACGCCUGUCUCAGCAUUGUUCUGCCAGGCUGGAGUGUUCGGACUGCUCUUUUAUACCCGAAGUUUCGUUUUUGACGGCUGUGCCAACGUUGUUCUGCGACUAGUGUCCGGAGUGUUUUUCCUUUUUUUACGCCACGCUGGUUUUGCCAGCCGCGCUAUGACCGCAGCGGACAGUGAUUGUCGGACGUCGACACACUUCGCGAUGGAAUGCGUGAAGGACGAUAUCAGUUCGUCCACUGAUGUUGAAGUCCUUCGUUCCAACAUCGCGAAUGAAGAUGACGCUUGUCGCUGGGUGGAAGACUACGGCUUCAAGACGAACACGUCGUGGGUUGUACAUUUCGUCCAGCCAACAGCAAGGUGUCAAAGGAUGGUGUUCCAUAAAAUAUGGCGCUGCAAGGAAUGCAAGCGCAGCAGGUCAUUGGGGAAGCCUGCAGUGCACUGCCCUGCCAAGAUAGACUUUAAGAUAAAAAAGGUCAACAGGAACACACGAAGAAAUGAUGCCUUCCUGCGUGGCGAGAAGCCACUGCCAGCGAUUAUAAAACUGUUGCACCAUAACGGCCACAGUCACAGCACAACAGCUGCGGAGGCCCUUCGUCAUCUAACACCAACAUCCCAAACUAAGCAAACCUUUCUGGAGUAUUUCGACAACGGCAUGUCCCCAGCUGAAGCCAUCAGGCUUCAUGAAAGCAAACUGGUGGUGCAGGAGAAUGGGUACCUCCUCGUUGCCAACUCAGCAGUCAACCCAGUGCCUUCAGCGAUAUAUUACUGGCACAAGCUCUGGCGCGAAGAGAACUUCGGGAGAAACAUUGACCCACUCCUGAAAAUCACAGAGAAGAUGCCACUGUAUGCCAAACAAGGCCUCGAUGUCAAGCUGGGUCGUUCAGAGGAUGGCCAGUUCUGGGUGGUCUUGGUUGUGACCCCAAUAAUGAGACUAUCCUCAAGCCUUCAUGACGGAUAA